AUGGUACGCUGUCUGCUUGCUGACUCUGGUCUACUGCACUUUCUGUGGGGAGAGCUCUUCAUGGCCGCUUCGUAUCUGAGCAACCGUGCUCCACACUCGGCUUUGGACAACGUGGCGCCCUUCAAGGCCCUUCAUGGCAAGGAGGCCUAUCUUGGCCACCUUCGGGCGAUCGGAGCCAGAGCUUUGUUCACGUGGAGACCCAUACCAACAAGCUUGAUGCUCGUCCCUGGGAAGGACGGCUGGUUGGCUACAGCGUCGACAGCAAAUCUUUUCGGAUUGACAACCCGGAAACGAGGAGAGUACGCGAGAGCCGCAACGUCGUCUUCAUCGAGACACCGUCGGCCAUGCCGGAACCGGGCGUGGGGAACGAGCAAGGUACCUGGCACUUUCGAAGAGGCCAUGGAGCUCGCGGAAGCAGACUUAUGGAAACAAGCAGCCGAGACGGAGAUCAAGAGUCUUCAAGAGCUAAAGCGCGACUGCACGUACAAGGCGAGACUGGUAGCCCUGGGCUGGAAUCAAGUUCCGGAAAAGGAUUGCGGUGGAACCUUCGCUCCUGUCUGCAGACUGCAAAGUGUGCGGAUGGUGUUUGCCAUUGCUGCUGAGAUGGACUGGGAGAAAACAAUCGAUCUAAAACUCAUCGAACUUGGGUGUAACCCACUCAAGUCGGACUCCUGCGUGUACAUCUACAAGCGCAAUCACACGAUUGUGAUCAUCACCCUCUACGUCGACGAUCUUGUCGUCAUCGGCGGAAACAUCGAAGUGAUAGAAGCAAUUAAGACGAAGCUUAUGGAGCAGUUCCAAAUGAGUGUUUUGGGGAAUGUGUCACUUGUGCUAGGGAUGCAGGUCACUCGUGAUGGUGAACAUGGAACGCUCACCAUUACACAAGCCGACUACACAAGGUCCAUUCUUGCGCGGUUUGGUAUGGAGGAAUGCAAGCCCACGAGUAUUCCAAGCGUUGGUUCGGAGCUAUCCACGGAGCAGCCUACCGAGACUGUUCUGAAUAAGGAGAAAACGCAGAGCCAGCUUGCACGCGUGAUGUCCAAGGCAGCGAAGGCGCACAUGGGUGCUGCUAAGCAUCUUCUACGGGGUACACAGGAUUUUUGCAUCACGUACAAGCGAGGAGGCUUCAAACUGACCGCAUUCUCGGAUGCCAACUGGGAGAGCAACCCUGAUAAUGCGAGGUCGACUUCAUCCUACAUGAUCAUGAUGUCGAAGGCUCCCGUAAGCUUCAAGACGGGUCUGCAAGAUUUAACGGUAAUGUCGACCAUGGAGGCAGAGCUGCUGGCUGCAGCUCUAACGAUGAAGGAAGCGGUGUUCUGCUCUAAUAUGAUGACUGAGUUAGGGUUCGGACAGCAGUUCGGUCAAGUGCCGUUGUACAUAAACAACACGGCCACCCUUCACGUAAUCGGGAAUCAAGCCUACAGUUCCCGUACGAAACACAUCGCCUUACUUUUCUUCUGUGUUCGAGAGCUGGUGAAGGAAGGCGCAAUCACCAUCCACUAA
Messenger RNA from Ectocarpus sp. CCAP 1310/34, 1503 nucleotides. NCBI's taxonomy places the organism in Eukaryota, Phaeophyceae, Ectocarpales, Ectocarpaceae. The record is from the annotation of a GenBank genome assembly.